AAUAGCGGAGUGCUUCGGUCGUUUAUUUAACCGAGUUUGGGUGGCUGAGCCACUUCUACUACCACCACGCAACCACGAGGAGCACUGGGUUACCGCUGCACACCUCUUUCUUGACGACGGAAUGCAAUCCCACCGUGACGCAUCGGGGUUGAAUGAAGACGUGUGGUCCAUCAUCCUAUCGUUCGUCCAGCUGGACGACGCUCGCAGUCUUUCCCUCACGUCUCGAGCUAUCCACCCCAUCGCCAGGUGUAUCGUCCUGUCGCGUGCUGAGACGUCUCGACCGGGUCAUUUCAGGAAGAUCUGUACCUUCAUGCUAGGCGAUUCUCGUUCUCGUGCCUCCUGGUUGCGUGAACUCGACGUAACCUAUUACGCCCUGGUGGACCCGUCUCGCUUCACGUCCAAGCCACUGUGCGAACAGCUGGCAGAUCUUCUUGGUGCGGCACGGAACCUCCGCAUACUGCAUCUCACCUCCGUAGAUGAUUUGCUUGCAGUGGAACCACGCAUCGGCGACGCUCUCAUAUCGUUAGAGGGCCUAAAGCAUAUUAACUUCCGUAACAUCUCAUCUGGUACCCUCUACGUCGCCGAACAGAUGAGGAGCCGACCAACAACUGUGGCGCUCUCGUUUGGCUCAGGAACCUCGCUCCUUGACAACCUAGUCACUUUGAGCCAUCUCGACUUACUCCGCGAUGUGCACACGGUGGGGCUAUACAGCCUGCCAGAGCCGUCCCGGGACUGGGAUUUGGCUGUCGAGCACUUUGCGCUCGGGCAGCUUGGACAGCUGCCUGCUGUGCGUGAGGCCCGCCUGCGUAUGUGCGAGCCAUUGCCACUCUUCCACGUCUUUCCCAAUAUGCAGACACUGCGUGCGGAUGCCGAACUCAGCCCACUCACACCGCAAAAAUGGAUGUGGCCAGCAUCUGUGCCUCUCGUGGACGUUACCAUCUCAUUCGAGGACCUGGUCCAUUUCACGAGAGCGCCAAUUCGUCGACUCUACCUGGAGGAGUACUCCUCAUGUGAUCAUACCCUUGAUCAACUCGCCAGCACCUUGCAAUCUGCAAGACCCAUUUGUCUAUCAUUCGCCUUCUACGGGGAGGGCCGCAUGGAAAACGACCCCCUCCGCAAUUGGGCUGGUGUGUUCCAGACGAUCCUUUGCUCUCAGGGGCACCUGCGGUACCUCGAAGCUACAUUUGAUUGCACAUACGUAUACGGUGCCAACAGCUCAUCACCGUGGAUGGCAGUGCGUCCGAGUGAACCGUCUCACCUGCUCACAUUGAUGGUUUCCCCUGUUAGGAAUGGUUCCUCCCGGUCAUUGCCCAGUCCAACGGCGACUCCAGCCUCCUAUGUAUGCGACUCAACUUCACAGUCACGGUCAACUGCCGAACACAUGCCCGUGUGCCAUCCCUCAGGCUAUUGCACUCGACCAUACAAUCCUCCGCUCAACGAGUGGCGCGACAUGUGCCUUCGGUGCAGUACAUAUGCAUUGCCAUGGAGCCCGACUUCCCUGAGGAUCAGCACCUCGAGGUACGCACUUGGUGGCGCGUGUGUAUGGAUGCAGGCCAACAACGUGUAGAGAGUAUAACAAACGAGGCUGGCGAGCGGGUGGAGCAUUACAUGCGCUCUGCGGACUUUGAGCGGAAGUUAUCAUUGGACGGAUUCAUUCUCACUGGUGCUUAGGGUACACGUCUCUAAAAUUGGCCAUCCCACGGCCUUCGAGCCAGUGUGUAUACGCAAAUGUAUAG
This is a messenger RNA of Fomitopsis serialis, 1736 nucleotides long. RefSeq lists its product as uncharacterized. The coding region runs from base 122 to 1567 and encodes 481 amino acids. The record is from RefSeq and is a predicted model, not a curated record. The transcript is spliced from 2 exons. Lineage: Eukaryota; Fungi; Basidiomycota; Agaricomycetes; Polyporales; Fomitopsidaceae.